AUGGACCCCCGUGACGAGGAGAGGAAGGCACACGAGCAUGCUAGCGAGCAGUUCGAGAGGUCCCAGGCUAGUCAGACAAGGGCAAACCGGCAGGGGAGAGAGCGAGAUCGUGCAAACGAGAAGCAGACAGCUGCGAGCCGUACUAUGAGCCGUUCGAGGUUAGGACCCAGGACCAAUGUCCACAAGGAGCUCGAGUUCGUGAGCGGUCGCGACGACAAGCUGUGGAGGGAUCUUCCCAAACUCAACCUUCUCUCCUGCCUCACGGGCAGGGCAACCAAGGGGAUCGACCCUUGGGAGCUGGGGAAGAAGUUAGCCAAUUACGCUCGAGGCACCAAAGACGUCGACCUGAACGACCUUCCCUGCGAGCAGAGGAUGACGAUCAACGCUCACCAGCCUGCUCGAGGUCCAACAUGCGGUGACAAGCUGUGGAGAGAUCCUCCCAAACUCAACCUUCUCUCCUGCCCCACCGGCAAGGCAACCAAGGGGAUCGACCCUUGGGAGCUCGAGAAGAAGUUAGCCAAUCACGCUCGAGGCACCGAAGACGUCGACCUGAAUGACCUUCCUUGCAAACAGAGGAUGAUGAUCAACGCUCACCAGCCCGCUCGAGGUCCAACAUGUGGCGACAAGCUAUGGAGGGAUCCUCCCAAACUCAACCUUCUCUCCUGCCCCACCGGUAGGGCAACCAAGGGGAUCGACCCUUGGGAGCUGGAGAAGAAGUUAGCCAGUCACGCUCGAGGCACCGAAGACGUCGACCUGAACGACCUUCCUUGCGAGCAGAGGAUGACGAUCGACGCCCACCAGCCCUCUCGAGGACCAACACGCGGCGACAAGCAGCAAAGGAAUCCUCACAAGCUCAAUCUCCUAAUCUGCCUCACGGGCAGGGCACCCAAGGGGAUCGACCCUUGGGAACCGAGAAAGAAGUUAGCCAGUCGCGCUCGAGGCACCGAAGGCGUCGGCCCGAGACUCCAACCCUGCGAGCAGAGGAUGUCGAGAAGCUAG
This is a messenger RNA of Prunus armeniaca (apricot), 999 nucleotides long. NCBI's taxonomy places the organism in Eukaryota, Viridiplantae, Streptophyta, Magnoliopsida, Rosales, Rosaceae. The record is from the annotation of a GenBank genome assembly.